UAAUAAAAUUUAGCUGAAACCAUCGUCAGCCAUUUUACGAUGUUUUUCUACGUAUAUACUGGUAAUGUGUUAGAACUGUCAAUAUUAUUACUUUAAAAAACGGAUGAAGGCACAAUAAGACGGAAAUGUUUUACCAAUCAAGGAAUGAUAUUAAGAAUGUGGAAAUCAGAAAAAUGACAUUUUCAGGAAGAUGUGUAAGAUCAGGGAUAUAGACUUGAAGAAAUUUCCUUUGCUGACUGAAAGUAAUUCUUAGAUUGUUUUGUAUUGCGGAUAAACUUGAUAUAUUUAUAAAAGAAACCUUGAACAGACUAUUAUUAUAACUGGAACAUAUAGCUUGAAUUUUGGUGGCUCAUUUCUGACUACAGAGAUAAAGAAUGUGCAAUGAAUCCCAUCUAAUGAACUUUGGAAGGAUUUCUUUAUAGCUGAGAAAUAUUUACAAAUAUUUUCAACUUUUGAUGUUUACUGUUAGAGAUAAUAAAUUUGGUAGCAAGUUUUGAACUCUUGACUUUGUGGAGGACAACAGCCAAGUGUGGUAACCAUAACAACAUGGUGUUUCAUAGAUGGAUGCAUCAUCAUUAAAUGAUUUAAAGGAAAGGAUUAUUCUUGAAUUUAUUAAACACUAAUUGAUAUUAUGGAAGAGAAAGUGUGUGAGAGUCAGGUUAAUGGAGAAACACAACCUGAUAUUAAAGAUGUAUCUCACAUGGCACAAGUAUGGAUAAACAAGAAAUCAUAUACGUGUGGUAUCUGCUUUAAAGCAUUCUCUCAGAAUGGACUUUUGACAAGUCACAAGCGUAUUCAUAAAGGUGAGAGACCCUAUCACUGCAAUGUAUGUGGUAAAGCAUUUUUUGAAAGUUCAACAUUAACUCGCCAUAUAUGUACUCACACAGGUGAGAAACCAUAUCAUUGUGAUAUCUGUGGUAAAUCAUUCUCCCGAAAAGAACAUUUAACUAUUCAUAAACGUAUUCAUACAGGUGAGAAACCAUAUCAUUGUGAUAUCUGUGGUAAAACUUUCUCACAAUGUAAUAAAUUAACGAGCCAUAAAAGUAUUCAUACAGGUGAGAAACCAUACUGCUGUGAUAACUGUAGUAAAACAUUCUCUCGGAAAGAACAUUUGACUCUUCACAUACGUAUUCACACAGGUGAGAAACCAUAUCACUGCGAUGUUUGUGGUAAAACAUUCUCUCGAAAACAACAAUUGAUAAGUCACAAACGCACUCAUACAGGCGAGAAACCAUAUCACUGUGAUAUUUGUGGUCAAACAUUCUCACACAAUAGCACAUUAAAAAUUCAUAAACGUAUUCACACUGGUGAGAGACCAUACCAGUGUGAUAUUUGCAGUAAGACAUUCUCACACAAGAGCAAUUUAACUAUUCACCGACGUAAUCACACAAAUGAGAAACUAUAUGACUGAUAUCUUUGAGACAUCAUCUCACCAGAGAUGGAAAAUGCUAAUUUGAAAUAUAUGUAGAUAUAAAUAAUGUUUUCUAAUGUUGGCAUAAAAUUACAAAUUUUCAAGGAGUCAAUUAGAUCAAUCUAGUUUUUCACUGGUAUUUCUCUUAUUGAUCCAUGAUGGAUCAAAGGUAAGGUUAUUCCUGGUGGAACUUAAACCCAGUUUGCAAAGGGAUCAUCAUUAUCCUUUAAUGUCUGUUUUCCAUGCUGGUAUGGGUUGGACUAAUUGGAUGUAAUUUGAUGUAACUGAAUAUUUUGUUCACUUUUCUACUGAUUCUGUUAAUCCCAUUGACCUGUUUGACAUAGAUAUUAAAAACUAUUCCAUCUCUAAAAAUGAGGAUAAUAGUCCUAAAAAUUAUCUUAUGAACAAUUCUUGUCACAUAUUUAGAUAUUUAAGUAAGUUUGUGUAAUUAUACUUUGUAAAAAUAUACAAAACUAUCUGUAAAAAUAUUCCUAUAUGAAAUAAUUCUGAAAUUAUUUAUUGUUGAUAAGCUUUAAAUCUAGUUUCCUACAUGAGGCACAGUUCAUCUCAAAUUAUUUUCAGUCUUUGAAGUGGUGUGUGGUUUUACAAUAAAUCAGAUCUAAUUUCA
This is a messenger RNA of Octopus bimaculoides (California two-spot octopus), 2039 nucleotides long. RefSeq lists its product as uncharacterized. Gene Ontology annotation, molecular function: DNA-binding transcription factor activity, RNA polymerase II-specific. The record is from RefSeq and is a predicted model, not a curated record. Lineage: Eukaryota; Metazoa; Mollusca; Cephalopoda; Octopoda; Octopodidae. Gene Ontology annotation, cellular component: nucleus. Gene Ontology annotation, biological process: regulation of transcription by RNA polymerase II.